Molecule: messenger RNA, 3336 nt
Organism: Microplitis mediator
Lineage: Eukaryota; Metazoa; Arthropoda; Insecta; Hymenoptera; Braconidae
Exons: 16
Coding region: 936-2492 (518 amino acids)
Cellular component (GO): plasma membrane
Source: RefSeq, a predicted model, not a curated record
CAUUUUACAUUAGUACGUGUGCGAUCCGUGAGUGGAGACGACGCACACGCAAAAUUUUUUAGCUCCCGCAAAAACACUCUUUACAAUCUUGUCCCUUGUGUCUACACAACUCGUUGUUUAUCAUAAUACAUACAUAUAUAUAUACACAUAUUACAUUUAACAAUACAAAUAUAAAAUAAUAAUUAUAAAAUAUUAUUUUUACGGUCAUAAAUUUAUUUACAUUCCCUGUGAUAUUUGUUUAUUUAAUUUGCUUUUUUUUAUCGGUCAGCAAUCGCUGAGUUAAUUUUUAAAACUCAUAUUUAGUAACAUUCAUUUUUAAACAAGAUUGUGAAGAUAUUUUAAAAUAGUUUUUUUAAAUUUUUAAAUGUCGUGAAAAUAUUUGAAUUUAACUUACGUUUAAUUUUUCAAAUUUUUAUUUUAAAAUGUCCAGAGUUGAGCGCACGAUGCCGUGUGUGUUGAUUCUUUCAUUUUAAAUAUAACGGUGUGUAUAAAUAAGUAUGAGCAAUAGCGCGAGUACGCAAGGUUGCUGUCGUCGAUGAUGAUUUUGCGGAGAGUUUGAAUAGUUAUUUACCAUUAAUGUUAAUUUUUAAUCGAACAAGUAUAAGAAGGAAGUAAUAAACUACAAUAGUAUUGUUUCCUCGGGACAUGAUAUGAAGACAGAGAGAAGAAAGAUCGAGGAAUUGAGAAAAUGAAAGCAAUCGAUGAGAUAGAAAUGUAGAGGGAAUUUAAUUAAAAAGUGAUAGCGCGUAUGUACAUAUCCAUAUACAUAUACAUAUACAUAAAUAAAUAUAUGUGUAGUUGUUUAGAGUGUUACUGAAACAGUGUAGGGUCUAUACUCUCGAGGUUUUAGCAAGAACAAGGAUUGUGCUCUAGACUUACGACAAAUCACAGCUUGUUUUUUGGAUACUAACGUAAUUUAACAAUGGGAAUUAUAAAUGUUAUUAUUAAAGUUUAUUUACGAUCUCAAUUUUUUAUUUAUUUAUGUGAAUCAAAUAAUAAUGAACUUGUCGGUUGUCGAGAAUCAAGGGCGUGAGAUGUUGCAGCAGGCAGAAGACUGCUCUGAAGAAAAUCCUGAUACCUGUAUAAUGAUCGGAAACUUGAGUACAUUUACAAGGAUACUUGCACAAUUGUGCGAACAGCGAGCAACUGUUCCUAUGAGUGCCUCUCAUUCGUUACACUGUAAUGGAAAUGAAAAUAAUGGUAAAAUUGGAUCAAAAAGGAUGGCGUAUCAAGUAUUUUUGGGUGGAUCCUGUAAUCCUACAACCUGGCGUUCAGAGAUAGCGAUUCCUACACUUCAAAGACUUGGAAUUACUUAUUAUAAUCCGCAAGUCUCUCAAUGGGGACCGGAACUAAUAGCUCAAGAAUACGAGGCAAAAGAAACGGCACAAGUUUUGCUUUUUGUAAUUGAUAAUGAAACUCGUAAUACUGCUAGUAUUAUUGAGGCGGCUCAAUUAGCGGCGACGCGAAGUCAUUCAUUAGUACUUGUUGUUUAUCAUUAUCAACAAAAUCAAAAGAUUUUAGGAGAAACCAUAUCCGCACAGGAAUAUUGUGAUUUAAUGAAUGGACUAUUAGUACUUGAAUAUUUAAUGGAAAGACAAAGAAUUCCUAUAUUUGAAAGUAUUUCCGGUGCUUUAAAUGGAACUUCAAAAAUUCUUCGAGAAGAAAUAAAUGUUCAAGAUUUGAACCACGAAGAUGGAAUGAAACCUGUCCAGAAUUCUACUCAUAAAAAUGGCGUCGAUACAAUAACAUUAAAAGAAGUGUUUAAUUCUAUCGAUGCCAAUCAUACGGGACUCGUCCGUUUAGAAGAUGCCUGGAGAGCGCUGCAAUCAAGUAUUAAGUGCAAUAUGUCAAUGUCAGAAUUAUUUAAUGCCAUUAGUAAAUCAGAUUCCUAUGAUAGUGUAAUGAAAAACUGUUCGAGUAUAGAAGAUUUAGCAGAGCAACAAAUAAAUUUAGAACAAUUUUGGGCGUUAGCGAAUGAAUGGAUGCAACGCUCGAAAAACAAUACAACAUGUGAAGACUGGAUGCACAGUCAUGUGCCUGAUUCAGAGAAACGUGAUUUGUAUAUUGGCGUCGUUGGUAAAGAUCACAUUUGGUUGGAAUCAUCUGCCAUACCGCUGAUUGAAUCAGUAGGACUAUCAUUAAACCGACCGAGUACAAAUGAUUACACAGUGAUGACAUUGCCCUCAGAAUUACAACGAAUGAAAAGCUCACGAGUAAUUUUACUAGUAUUACCUCAGCAUUCACGAGGUAUUGCUAUUGCCGCAUUGGCAGCUCAUUUAAUUGGACUACGCGCUAAGCUCGUCCUUUGUAUACAAUUAAUGCCAGACGGCUGUGUUGUUUCCGGUGAAAAGUUGACCGAGCAAGCUACAAAAGACUACAACCGCGGUAGAAUGUAUCUCUCGGACUAUGCAAAGCGCGAAAGUGUACCUGUAUUUCAGAAGAUCGCUGACGCACUACAGCACGCGAUAAAGCUAGUUCAAAGUUCCUGUUGACUUAUAUAAUAAUAAUAAUUAUUAUUAAUUUUAUUUCUAAUCGAUAUUUUUUUAAAAAUUGUUUUUACUUUGCUAUAACAAUUUAGGUGCACUCAUACAAUUGACUAAUUUAUUUUUAUUCGAUUCAUAAUUCAUUCGCGCUUCUGUCGUGUUCCUUUAUCUCUGGGUCGGGUAUUUUUACUGACCCUUCUAAGGAUUCAUUUCAUCUGUCAUUAAUUUUUAUAUUUUUACUUAAUUACUUUUCUGUUAAUCAAUUAUUAUUAUUAUUGUAAUAAUAAUCGUGAGAAUCCGAUAAUGACUGUGUACUUACUACACAUUCGUGAAAAUGAUUUAUGAUAAAUUUUGAGCUUUAAUAUUAAUGUAAUAUUAUUAAUACUAUUAUCAUUAUCAUUAUUAUUAUUAUUGUUAUUAUUUCAUUACGAUCAUUAUCAUUGUAACUUUUAUUCAUUUGAGAUUUACGCUCAUCAACGCCAUUGUUUAUCAUUUAUUUUGUAAAAAUUAUUUUUAAAAAUGUCUUGUUGGUUAACUAAAUUUUUUUAUUUUAUUAUUUUUAAGGCAACUUUUUUUUUUUUUUUAAAUCUUAAUAAUGAGAUAAGAUAAUUACUGUUGUGCAGUUAUUGGAUACUUAAUUAUUUACCGACAAAAAGACAAUAUAUCCGUUAAGUUAACGAUCAAAAAAUUAUUUAUCGUAAUUUAUAGAUCUAUAAAACAAAACCCGAAUUUACUUGUGUAAAUUUAAAUUUAAAUAUAAUAAAAUCUGUCGCGUUAAUUUUUGUCUGGAAAAAAAAUAAUCUCAUAAAAACAAAUUCAAUUAUUUGAAUUUAUUGUUGGAUAGUAAAAUAUU